Actinia tenebrosa (Australian red waratah sea anemone) is the source of this 1516-nucleotide messenger RNA. RefSeq lists its product as uncharacterized. The record is from RefSeq and is a predicted model, not a curated record. Lineage: Eukaryota; Metazoa; Cnidaria; Anthozoa; Actiniaria; Actiniidae.
CAACUUUUUCUAAUAAUUACCAAAGUUUUAACAUCAAAUAUGUGCAACCGAAUUUCAUCGAUAUUAAACUACGUAACGUAACGAUCUUGGAGAACAUUAGAGGUAAUACGGCAUUUUUUCAGUUUGGAAGCAAGAGACUCAAAAACUUACGCAUAACUGGAACUGUCCUGUUUGACCGUGUGUAUUUUAUUUCCAAUUCGAAAGACUAUGAUGGUAAAAUCGUCCACUUAUUUAGUGUCACUGUCCCUGAAUCUCAUGAUGGUAACAUUACAUUUACUUUCCGGCGAUCUAUGUUCAAAAAUAACUUCCACAGAAAUGCCAAUAUGAAUUUCUCUAUCCCUGAGACGCUGUUUUUCUUUCAGCUACCAGAGGACUACGCAAACAGUACCAGUAAAUCAUGUUCUAAAUUCCCAUCGUAUAUUUACAGAAACAUUUUUGUAUUUGAGGAUGUCUUCUUUGAAAACAACACAGGCCCUUCAUUCAUCACAUAUUUCGCUAAUGGCAAACACUUCCUCGUAAAUUGCCUGUUUAAGAACAAUUAUUGUUUCAAACCAAAAACUGGAGCUCAUCUCUUUAUCCAGGAAGGCACAUCAAGCGUAGAAUUUCAAAACACCAAUUUUAUCCAAACCAUUGGAAAACCCAGUUUUUUGACAUCCAGAAUUGCCAAAAAUGAUACUUCCUCGAUGUUGUUUGUAUUUGCAGGAGCCCGUGGUCCACUGCUGCUAAUAAACUCUAAUUUUGUUUCCAAUGACACUUCAGCGAGGAGUAUCCCACAUUUUACCAUUCAGACUGAAGGCUACGUGCACAUUGACACGAGCACAAAACUACUUUGUCCGGUUGGAAGCUACAUGGAUCUUGUAGAUGGCUCUCAUCUCAUACACCAGGRCUCAAACAGUGGCUGCAUAAACAUUACUCAGCGUAAGUUUAUCUGCAAAAUGUGCGGGGUGGGAAAAUACAGUCUUGAGAGGGGAUCCUACCAGAAGAAAACUUUAAAACCAAUUACCUGCCUUGAAUUUUGUCCAUUCGGAGCCGAUUGUACCUGGAACAUUCAAAGUCGGCCAAACUUUUGGGGCUACAGCACCACAGCAAAUUAUCCUCCUCAGCUGAACUUUACUAGAUGUCCUGAAUACUAUUGCCGUGUGCCUAAAUCAAAGACCAACGCUUCAGUUUAUAAUAGAUGUUCUGGUAAUCGAACUGGAUUGAUGUGUGGGGCGUGUAAGGAAGGUUACACCGAAAGCCUGUUCAAUCAAAAGUGCCGUCCUGAAGAUAAGUGUAAAGAUGGUUGGUUCUGGGUAGUAGCUGGUCUGUUUUCGGUCAUUAUGGCGGGCUACCUACUGUGUAAACCCCCAAUUGUUUUUUACCUAAGAAAUAAUCUUUUGUGGUUCAAACACCUGAAGCCAUCGAUGCAAUACAUAACGCACGAACAGGAAGGAACCACACAUGGUCAUGGCGGACACGGCUAUUCUAAAAUCAUUUUCUAUUUCUACCAAGUUGCUGAUCUUCUUAUGUUGGAAUC